Saccostrea echinata is the source of this 1882-nucleotide messenger RNA. Its product is annotated as acidic fibroblast growth factor intracellular-binding protein-like. The transcript is spliced from 10 exons. The record is from RefSeq and is a predicted model, not a curated record. Lineage: Eukaryota; Metazoa; Mollusca; Bivalvia; Ostreida; Ostreidae. Bases 32 to 1120 code for a protein of 362 amino acids. Gene Ontology annotation, cellular component: nucleus.
GCGAAUUUGAUUUCCUCUUCGUGAAACGAUAAUGACAGCAGUGGAUGUUUUUGUUGGAAAUUACACGUUGAUUGAUUUCGAACUGUACGACUUAUGGUUAAAUGGUUACUCUGCUCAUGAUGCAGCUCUGUUCCUGCAGAAAAGUGGGGUCCUACAGAAGGCCGAUGUUUCCAUGGAGAUCGUGUACAGUGACAUUCAAGAUCAGUACAGGCUGUUCACAAGUAUGGAAAAACUUCUGAAGUCACCCCCUAAAUUAAUUGAUCAGCAGAUCUACCAAAUGGAAACAGAUAUGCAAAAACGUGUCAUUGAAAGGUAUUAUAGGUUUGAUUCUGUGGUUGUCAGAGAAAUACUUGGUAAGAAACUGUCCUCCAGAAAUAGAAAGGACAUGGAGGAUGUCAGUGAAAAAACAAGAAUUCCAAUUCGUAGCUGUAGAAGACAGUUUGACAAUCUAAAACGGGUCUUCAAGACUGUAGAAGACAUGAUGGGAUCAUUAGUGGAGAACAUCAAGACACAUUAUCUCCUGUCUGAAGAUCUGGCAAGGCAGUAUGCAGCCAUUGUCUUCAUUGCUAACAACAGAUUUGAGACUGGAAAGAAAAAACUCAGCCACCUGACAUUUGAGGACUUUGUGUUCUGUGCUAACCAGAUGAUAACAAACUGGUCCUACAGCUCUGUAGAAUGUAAAGUGCAUGAAGACAUGGAUGUUGAUUUAGACCGGAGAUUUCUUCAGGAUUUAAGAGAACUCAAAUUGAUUGCAGAAAAAGAGGUUCUAGAUGACCAUAAAGGGCAGGUAAUCAGUCAUCUGAAGCAGACCAUGUCUAAAAAAUCAAGACAAAUAGUGGAGGAAUCUUUUAAGAACUGGUCCAAGGCAAUUAUAAACAUUGCUUGUGGUUUGAAUCACAGCAAAGAUGUCCGAGAUAUAUUCUUAGACUUAGUGGAGAAGGUGACAGAACCCUGCUUGUCUGUGGGUCUAACUGCUCCAGACAUGAACACAUUCCUCAGUGCUUACAAGGACACUAUUGUCAAAAUGGAUGUCUUCAGACAUCAGCCUCACAUGUUAGUGGUGUGGGACAGAUACAUGAAGACUUUAAUUCUAUGUGUACUACAGAUCUACCACACCUGACAGCCAUUAUAACAUCAAAAUUAAGACGAACAUGCUUAUAGGCAGCUGCUAGUAUUAACUGUCAAUGUUUACAGACGGCUGCUAGUAUUAACUGUAAAUGUUUACAGACAGCUUCUGAUGUAAAGUGUAGAUGUUUACAGACAGCUUCUGGUGUUAACUGUAAAUGUUUACAGACAGCUGCGGGUGUUAAUUGUAAAUGUUUACAGACAGCUUCUGAUGUAAAGUGUAGAUGUUUACAGACAGCUUCUGGUGUUAACUGUAAAUGUUUACAGACAGCUGCGGGUGUUAACUGUAAAUGUUUACAGACAGCUUCUGAUGUAAAGUGUAAAUGUUUACAGACAGCUGCUAGUAUUAACUGUAAAUGUUUAGAGACAGCUUCUGAUGUAAAGUGUAGAUGUUUACAGACAGCUGCUAGUAUUAACUGUAAAUGUUUACAGACAGCUGCCGGUGUUAACUGUAAAUUUUUACAGACAGCUUCUGAUGUAAAGUGUAGAUGUUUACAGACAGCUUCUGGUGUUAACUGUAAAUGUUUACAGACAGCUGCUGGUGUUAACUGUAAAUGUUUAGACAGCUGCUGGUGUUAACUGUAAAUGUUUAGACAUCUGCUGGUGUUAACUUUAAAUGAUGUUCACAUAUAUAUUUCUCUGGAGUGUCUUCAGCACACAGAAAUGGAGAGAAAGCUGAUUACCUGUCAACAAAAGUUAGCUAAAUGUUUACCCACAUAGUAGUGGGUAGAAGUUAACUAAAUGUAUACCUGUAUAA